Molecule: messenger RNA, 6714 nt
Organism: Brassica rapa (field mustard)
Lineage: Eukaryota; Viridiplantae; Streptophyta; Magnoliopsida; Brassicales; Brassicaceae
Product: cation/H(+) antiporter 2
Biological process (GO): proton transmembrane transport; regulation of pH
Cellular component (GO): membrane; endomembrane system
Molecular function (GO): antiporter activity
Source: RefSeq, a predicted model, not a curated record
GUGAAAUAUGGAAAUACAAUUAAUGUAAUACUGCUAUCUUCGUUUCCAAACAAUUUUCAGUUAUAGUACUAUUCAUGUUUCCAAACAUUACUAAAGUGUACUUCAGUUUUAAUAAUAUAGAUGACUUUCUAGUGAGAGUCCGUUUUAAAAUAUCAACAAAAGAUUGCGAUUUAUAUUUUAAUAAAUAAGAUGUAAAUUAUCGGUUUAUAGUCAACUUAAUCCGCUCUGGAAGGGAAAAAAAUUGAGGUCUCGAGUAAUUAACGGACGGACAAGUAGUUGUGAACCCCAACCAAAAGGAAAUAAUUAGUUUUAUAUCUAAAUUACUUCUGAAAUUUAUAUUCUUGAUUUAGACAACAUUUUCAGUUUCUUUUCCCAACAAAGCUUUAUUUUAUUUGGUCUUAUUCUCAUCACAACGCUUAAAGAAUGCUCAUGAUCAUCAAAUCAAGAAGAAGAUGGAUCCAAAGUUGUUGUUCUGUUUGCCACAAGGAGAUGAAUUGUUUAACCCCCUUAAUACUCUGUUUAUUCAAAUGGGUUGCAUUCUCGUUUUCUCUCAACUAUUUUACCUCAUGCUCAAACCAUGUGGUCAAGCUGCUCCCGUCGCCCAGAUUCUCGCUGGUAUUGUGUUGAGUCCUGUUCUGCUCUCAAGAAUCCCUAAAGUUAAAGAGUUCUUCCUCCAGAAAGAUGCAGCAGAUUACUACUCUUUCUUCUCCUUCGUUUUACGAACAUCUUUCAUGUUCUUGAUCGGUCUUGAGUUCGAUAUACAAUUCAUGAGAAGAAACUUCAAGAAAGUCUCUGUAAUAACCUUGAGUUCCUUUUCGGCUUGCAGUCUCCUCAGCCUCGCCUUGGUCUAUAUACUCACCCCUUUGCUCCAUAUCAAAGAGGAUUACUUAACGCUUUUCAUGACUCUUUUCGUUACCUUGUCAAACACGUCAUCUCCUGUCGUCCUCCGUUCAAUUGCUGAUUGGAAACUCAACACAUCUGAGAUUGGACGGCUUACACUCUCCUGUGCGUUGUUCAUCGAAUUAUCAGACGUCGUGAUCUACACUUUAGUCAUAGCCUCCAUCUCUAAAUCUAUGAUAGGUAAUAUCUUCUUGUUUAUUUUUGCCACCGGAGCCCUAAUCUUGCUCAACAAGUUUCUAGCUGCAUGGCUCCCAAAGAGGAACCCUAAAGAAAAGUACCUAUCAAAAGCUGAGACUUUAGUUUUCAUCAUAUUCCUUCUCAUUAUCGCCGUAACAAUAGAAUCCUAUGAUAUUAACUCCUCGGUUUCGGUUUUCACCAUUGGUAUAAUGGUUCCACGACAAGGAAAGACUCACAGAACGUUGGUUCAACGGCUUAGUUACCCUAUCCACGAGUUUGUUCUUCCGGUUUACUUUGGUUACAUGGGAUUCAGAUUCAGUAUCACUGCGUUAACCAAACGUUAUUACAUCGGUCUCGUUAUUAUAGUGAUUCUAGCCUUAGCUGGGAAACUUAUUGGUGUAAUAUGCGCUUGUAUGUACCUGAAGAUCCCCAAGAAAUAUUGGCUCUUCUUACCAACUAUUCUCUCUGUUAAAGGUCAUGUGGGUGUUCUUCUUCUCGACGCAAACUACUCCAAAAAGAAAUGGUGGACAACAACAAUCCAUGAUAUGAUGCUGGCAUCGUUGGUGGUCACGACGCUAGUAAGCGGUGUCCUAGCAUCUUUCUUGCUUAAAGCAAGAGAGAAAGACUUCGCUCCCCAGAAAACUUGUCUUGAAUCUCACGACACUCACGAGGAGCUACGCGUUUUAUCUUGCGUUUACGGAGUCCGCCACGCUCGUGGUACAAUCUCUCUAAUCUCAGCCUUGAGCGGUUCUCAUGGAGCCUCUAAGCCCUUCGCGGCUCUGCUUAUGCACCUCGUACCACUCCCCAAGAAACGAAAAUCAUCAGAACUCUUGUAUCACGAGCUCGGUGAUGACGUGCAUGGAGAUGAUGAGUUUGGAACCAACGAUGGGUUAGAGAUCAAUGAUUCGAUUGAUUCCUUUGCCAAAGACAGUAAACUCUUGAUCCAACAGGUCAAGCUCGUGACCAAGAUGCUUAACAUGCACGUAGAGAUUUGUAACGCGACAGAAGAUCUUCGCAUUUCGAUUGUGUUUCUUCCGUUUCAUAAACACCAGAGGAUAGAUGGGAAGACUACAAACGAUGGAGAGAUUUUCAGACAGAUGAACAGGAACGUUUUAAGACACGCUCCAUGUUCGGUUGGUAUUUUCGUGGACCGAAACAUAACCGGGUUUCAACAACCUCAUGGGUUUGAUUCGGUACAACAUGUUGCUGCAUUGUUCUUUGGUGGUCCUGAUGAUCGUGAGGCUUUAGCUCUAUGCAGAUGGCUAGCUAACAACACUCUGAUUCAUCUCACGAUUAUACAUUUCGUUUCAGAGGAUUCUCAGACAGAGAGUCCUGUCGGGAACACGACAACACAAGACAAUAACAAUGUUUUCAUCGAGGUUGCGGGAAGAGAUCAAACUGAACACGAAGCAGACCGAAGUUUCUUAGAAGAAUUCCAUAACAGAUUUGUGACAACGGGACAAGUGGGGUUCAUGGAGAAGCGUGUGAGUGAUGGACCGCAUACGCUGACGAUUCUAAGAGAGAUAGGAGAGAUGUAUUCACUGUUUGUGGUUGGGAAGAGCAGAGGAGACAGCCCUAUGACGGUGAGAAUGAAAGAUUGGGAAGAGUGUCCGGAGCUCGGAACUGUCGGUGAUUUCUUGGCUUCAUCUUUAGAUGUAGAUGCUUCUGUAUUAGUUGUUCAAAGACAAAGAUAUUCACAUGAUAACUUUCUAGAUGACUAGCAAAACAUAUCUUAGUUUCAGCCACUUUUCUAAAAAUCGGUCUGGCGGCGCCUAAAAAUUAAUUCUCCAUAAGACGUCUAAACAACCAACUAGCGAUUUCUUGAACAUUGGUUUCAGCAGACUUCUGUAGGUUUAUGAAGAUAUUACAUUCACAUAUGAAACACACUGAGUAUCAAACGGUUCAGAUCCCUUACAAUAUUAUUCAGUAAAGAAAAAAUAGAUUUUGAUGAAGCUUAAUGUUCAGCAACUAGGACUUGACCCUUUAGUCUUCAAGGCUUGGUCACUCUGCUCUUGUGCUUCCAUUGUAUCACAAAGACUUGAACCUUUAGUCUCAGGAAGAAGCAAAGCGAAUAACCCGAGACCCGACACUACUAACCCGAAAACCGCAAAGGAGACCGAAGGCACAUUUCUUCCAACAGAAGCAAUGAUUGGACAACUAGCUCCUCCAAGUACAAGUGAUUGUCUAAGCAUUGUUGUCGCGAAGUUCCUCACGCAUGUUGGGAACAGCUCAAUCAUAUAAACAGCCAUCAAGUUAAACCCUAUCCUCGCGCAGAAGAAAGAGCCUAAUUCUAGAGCAAAAGCAAUGUUUGUUCGCUCGAAAGUGGUCAUGACGAAACAUAGCACUCCUAAUGCUCCUCCUAGUAAGCAGUUCACAAGAACAGAACUUCUUCUGUUGAACUUCUACAGCAAGAUUGGUGUGAUAACAAAGGUUGGUAACUCCACCAUUGCGUUAAGUGCUUCACUUAGAUAGAUGUUCACUUUUAUGUCUCUAACCGCUAAGGGAACUCCAUAGUACAUCAUUCCUAACCCAAACAUUAUGAUCAUAACAACCACUAUUCUUCGAAAAGCCCAUCUUCUGAUGAACAUGUCCUUGAUGGAGCUGUUUGGUGAUUGUUCUUUUGAAUGUAACCUAGAAGAUACUGAUUCCAAAUAAUCUCUGUUCACAGGUGAAAGUCUUUGGAGCACUUCAAUGGCUUCUUGGUUCUUUCCUUGCACAUGAAGCCAACGAGGAGACUCUAGGGCGAAGAAGUAGAUGCAAACACUGUGGAUGGCUGCUGGAACGGAUGUGCAGAGAUAAAGAACUCUCCAAGAAGCGUGUCUAACAAGGUAGGCUAUUCCAGAUAGAGACAUAAACCCUAGGACAAACAGAGUAAACGGAAUCAUAGUAGCUCUAGGUCUCCAUUUUGUGGAAACUCGCUCGCUUAUCAGAUUGAGUGCGUACGUCCCGGUCUGUGAACGCGCGAAUCCGAUAACGAACUUUAAGAAAGCGUAAGUCCAUAUGUUGGAGGAGAAGAAGAUUGAGAUUCCAGUGAGUGACAUUGCUAGGGUGGUGAAGAAAAGAAGUUUCUUGCGUCCCAAGAAACUAUCCGGAACCAAAGCCAUGAAAACGCCUCCAACGAUAGAACCCAUGUAGAAAGCAGACGUAGGGAGUCCUCUGACGAAGGAGCUCGAGCACUCAAGUUCGAACUCUGAAAUGGCGGAUUUACCCUUGAAUCCGCCGUCCCAUUCCCAAGCUGACCGAGGAAGUUUACAGAUGUCGGUGGAGGUCGAGGGAUUGCAAACCGUGUGGUCGAGACAGUGCCACGUGGGAUAUGCAUCUGUGAAGACGGUGAUGAAUAUCUGUUGCGAGUCGAAGGCUAAGGCAAGCCCGACAAGAAGUAUCUGUAAGAACUGUGGGAAGGUGAAACCAGACAAGCUCUCUUCGAAGAUCUUGUGGAAACUCAAAGAAGGAGAAGUACCUUCGUCUUCAAUAUGGGUUAAUAGUGGUGCUGAUGGAUCCCCCAUUGUUGCUCACUUCAGUUGACUACUCUCUCAGGUAGUGAGAGAAUUAUUAGAUGAAAAAAUAAACAAAGAACUUGGGGAAAGUGUAUAAUCUUGAACCUGGUUGUAUAUUGUUUGUUUAUCAAUAAAUUUUCAAACUCGCAUAAAAUGUGUGGUCGAAGUCUCGAAAGAUUGUGAUCUUAAAUGACACUGAUUGAGAUUUGUAUGUAUAUUGUCUGACCAAUAAAUAAUUGAAGCAUGUGUGUACAUAUUUGCUUAUGUAAGUGCACACGACAUAACAUCAUUCAUGUUAUGUGUCCAUAACUCAUAUAUGGGCCUCUAAGUAAAAGCCCUGUAAAAAGCUAGCUCAAACUGAAACUGAAAUCACCCCUUUGGUUCAUGUCAUGUUCUGCUUCCACUUGUUGCUAGGGUCAGCCUAGGGAAUGGGUCAACUCCUUUUAUUUCUUGUCAUCUCGCCAAGAAGUUAUUAGGACUUUAAUCUCAAAUGGGACAAAUAGGUGAAAAAAAAUCUACAACCACCUAUUUUAAUCUAUAUGGGACGAUAGUUAGAAAAUUACAAUAUUGCCAUUAAUGAAAGAACAAUAUGAGCCAUUCGAUUUUUUUUUCUCUUUAAACUAGAGUCGUCGGAUCAUGAACAUAAAAAAAAAAAUAUGAUAUUUACGAAAAUGCCAUUAAUGAAAUAUCAAUCAUAACCAUUAGAUCAUCUUGUCUACGAUUUAAUCAUAGCCACACGAUUACAUCUAUCUCUCCUUCUCUCUUCUUUCUUAAUCUCAACCGCAUGAUCAUUUCUUCCUUCUUCAAUUACAACCAUAGGAUCUUCCUUAUCUCCUUCUUCAAUUCGACUGGAUAUAACUAAUAUAACUCGUACAACUGAACAUGUUAAGAAAUUUUAUAACUGGUAUAUAAAUGUUAUAAUCUAUAUAUAAUAUGUAGCUACUAUAAUUAACACGACUAGUAAAUCAUGUUUUAUAUAUGAAAUAAACAAACAAAUAUCUUAAUUUUUUUUUUGAAUUGAAUGUUAAAUUUAAUUCAAAAAGAAAAAACAUUGUUACAACUAUGUGUGUCUUUUCCUAGAUUUUUCUAUACAAGAUUUGAUAAAAAACAAAUAGGAAAUUCUUUCUUCAACUCUUCUUAUCUACCUCCUCAUAACAUCCAUCUACCUUCUCAAAUCUACCCAGCUCUCACUCCUACUGGGCACCUAGUUCUCAUUCCUACUAGGGCUCCUUUAUCUUGUUGAAAACCAAAAUUGUAACCCUCCUGCCAGCUUCUUAUCCCCCUUCUUUUGAAUGAUUGAGAACUUAUUUCUCACAGUCUUGUCAAUCAGCUUGGUAAUGAGAGCAGGAGGUGAAGCUGCCUCGCUAUGCCUUCUCCUAUUUCUCUCUCUCCAUAUGCUAUGAACUGUCACUUGAAACAAGUAUCUUAUUGUAAAGAGAGUAAUACUAGCCUAACUUUCAUCAAUAUGAAUCCUUGUUAUCUCAUUCCAGCUCACAGUAUAUCUAUCAUUCAGUAUCCCCUUUGCUACCCCUUUCAAAUUUGCUCUGAGAAAGGACACUCAAAGAAAAGACGAUGAACUGACUCCAUAGAUGCUUGGCAAAAAAUACAAGCAGUAUCAACAUUCAGAUUCUGAUAUAUGGUGUUUUAUACAUCUUGUAUAUAUGCUUUUAAAUUGGUUUUCAAGUCUUUAUCGAGUCUUCCUAGUCCUUUUCGAGUCAUUACAGGUCUGGAGUUGCAUUGGAUGGGAGAUGAACCAGCUGGAACAAAAGAGGCAGAAAACAAUGCAAUUUGGUGGUUUUCACGCAGAACAGUCUUGAUGACUGUUCCGGAUAGCGGAGCAACCCGAGUGACUGUUCCGAGUGAGUGUUCCAGCGGCAGAGAUUUUUUAGGAAACUACAAUCAUUACGGGAUUUGCCCUAAUUAUCCAUAUUUUCUCUCCCAGCCGCCUGUGGCUUUGAUAUAUCAUAUUUUCUGUUUCUCUUUAUCAUUCUACGCUAUUCUAGACAGAAGAAAACCAUUGGAGACUUUAGAAUUUGAGGAUUUGCUUAUUGUAAAGGGAGAAGGCUCCAUCUCUCUCGUCAUAGAGAAGAUUAUCCUGAACCCUAUUCUUAUUCUAUUGAAUUGCAUGAUGUUUUAUUCA